AUGAGUGAAGGAUGGGAGGCGAUUUACGUUUAUGCUUCAACUCAGUUUUGGAUUAUAUCUAAUUUUGAUUUUCACUUUCUCCAAGAAUGGGAUGAAAAGUUAGGCUCUCAUAAACCCUUUUUGUCACUGUUAGUCAAUUCACUUUUCUUUUAUAAACCCUUUUUGUCGCCGUUAGUUCCCAUCUCUUUGGAAUCUCUUCAACAUGUCUCCUCCUCGAGGUCGCGGUGGUUCUGGACUGGUGGAGGGUUCAGAGGACGAGGAGGUGACAGAGGCGGUCGAGGCAAUGGUGGAGGUCGAGGCUUUGGUUGUGGAAGAGGAGGAGAUUUUAAACCUCGUGGUAAGGUUAGAGGUGUAGGAGGAAGAGGACCCCGUGGAAGACCAAUGAAUCGUUGUCAUGGUAGUGUCAAAGGUGGAAUGAAAGGAGGAAGCAAGGUUGUUCUUGAGCCUCAUAGACAUGAAGGUAUUUUCCUUGUUAGGGAUAGUAAAGGAGAUGCUCUCGUUACUAAGAAUCUUGUUCCUGGUGAAGCUGUUUACAAUGAGAAGAGAGUUAAUGUGCACACUGGAGUUGUGUAUGCAGUAGAAUUCUCCCACGAAAGUGGACUUGAUUUGGUAAAUAUGGCGAAGAAACUUACUAAUGUUAUUCCCAUUAUUGAAGAUGCUAGACAUCCAGAAAAGUAUAAAGAGUUAGUUGGCAUUGUAGAUGUCAUAUUUUCUGAUGUUGCUCAGCCUGAUCAGGCAAGAAUUUUAGGGCUAAAUGCUUCUUAUUAUCUUAAAGCUGGAGGGCAUUUUGUUAUAUCCAUCAAGGCUGAACGGCUGAACCUGUGUUAUCAAAUAUUUGCCGUUGUGGAUAUUGAGGCGGGUUUUGGCUCUCUCCCAUUGCGAAUUUCGGCCGAUAUUGAUAGCAGGAUUUAAGGCUCUCCGCCAUUUGCCAUCGAACACUGGGUUGGACACCUUCAAUUGGAUUCGAAUUCUAGGCCUCACACAGUUGUGUGUGAUUUUCAUCUAAAAUCAAGCUGACUCGAUUUAUUUUGUUUUAUGAUAGGCAAAUUGCUUAGAUUCGACAAUACCUGCAGAUGCAGUGUUCCACAGUGAAGUGAAAAAGUUGAGGGCAGAUCAAUUUAAGCCAUUUGAGCAAGGUACUAUUGAACCAUUUGAGACGGACCAUGCUUUUGUUGUUGGUGGAUACAGAAUGCUUACGAAGAAAAAUGAUGCUGAAUAGCUUGUUUUUGCGAAGGCAUGCACUAUUUACCAAUAUAUGGCAUGCCAAUAACUUAGAAGUUUUUGUCCUAGAAUGCGUUGCUUCUAAACGAUAAACUAGUGGUUUUUAUAUUUGCUGCCAAUGCAAGUGAUUAGACUAAAGUUAUAUUUGCUUCAGUUGAUAGGGGUGUUUUAGAAGGAGUCUUUUAGAGGAUUUGUCUCUAGCAUUGCUCACGGUUUGUAUACCGUUUGAAUGUUUUAAAUAUUAGUUUCUCCCACCUACAUGAAAAACAAAAUAGAUUGAGCGAGUAUUUUGUAGAAUGCCGGUGUCGUAUUCUUUGUGUCUAAGUAACAUAACUCAUAAAUUUCACGCCCUUUGACACCACAGAAAGGGAUAAGAGCUGAUUGCUGGCUAUGACUUGGUGAAAAGAAUCUAUGAGAGAAGGUUCUCAAACCAUGUUCCAACCGACUUUAGGUGGACGCGCGGAGCCAAUGAGUCUUUAAGUAAGUGGGCGUUAAGCGUAACGAGUCUAAGGGUGGGAUAAAGCUUGAAAGGAAUUGAUGGACAGCUCAAAUUUGUGAAAUUCAAAGAAGGGAGUUGUAUUCGAAUGCUUUCACAAC
Molecule: messenger RNA, 1818 nt
Organism: Trifolium pratense (red clover)
Lineage: Eukaryota; Viridiplantae; Streptophyta; Magnoliopsida; Fabales; Fabaceae
Product: putative rRNA 2'-O-methyltransferase fibrillarin 3
Exons: 6
Coding region: 1-912 (303 amino acids)
Biological process (GO): box C/D sno(s)RNA 3'-end processing; rRNA methylation
Cellular component (GO): Cajal body; small-subunit processome; box C/D methylation guide snoRNP complex
Molecular function (GO): RNA binding; histone H2AQ104 methyltransferase activity; rRNA methyltransferase activity
Source: RefSeq, a predicted model, not a curated record